Schistosoma rodhaini is the source of this 1572-nucleotide messenger RNA. The record is from the annotation of a GenBank genome assembly. NCBI's taxonomy places the organism in Eukaryota, Metazoa, Platyhelminthes, Trematoda, Strigeidida, Schistosomatidae.
GAAUUACAUGUGUUUGUUCUUCUGUUCCUAUAAACGAUCUGAAUUCAGGGCGGUUAAUCGUAAUGCCAGACAAACGUGGUUUGGCUGUCCAGAAUGUAGAAGAACUGGAUGUUUCAAAACUAACUGCUCUAUCUCCCGAGGUCAUCAGUCGCCAGGCUACCAUCAACAUCGGUACUAUAGGCCAUGUCGCCCACGGAAAGACAACAGUUGUUCGUGCAAUUUCCACAGUGCACACCAUUAGACACAAAAAUGAGUUGAUCAGGAACAUCACAAUAAAGCUGGGAUAUGCUAAUGCUAAGAUAUACAAAUGCAAUAGUGAAGCAUGCAUACGCCCUGCUUGUUAUCGGUCAUUCGGAAGUGCGACAGAUGAUUCCCUUCCCUGUCCUAGACCGGGAUGUGAUGGAACACUAACAUUGCUGAGGCAUGUUUCGUUUGUGGAUUGUCCAGGUCAUGAUAUUUUAAUGGCAACUAUGUUAAACGGUGCUGCUGUUAUGGAUGCAGCAUUAUUGUUGAUAGCCAGCAAUGAGACAUGCCCCCAGCCCCAAACAAGUGAGCAUCUCGCUGCUGUAGAGAUCAUGCAGUUGAAAUACAUAAUUAUUCUUCAAAAUAAGAUUGACUUAAUCAAGGAAAGUCAGGCUCGCGAACAAUAUUCACAGAUUUUACGUUUUAUCCAGGGUACUGUUGCUCAAGGAGCUCCAGUUGUACCUAUCUCAGCACAAUUGAAGUAUAAUAUUGAUGUUGUUUGUGAUUACAUUGUGAAUCACAUUCCGGUUCCAGUACGGGAUUUUACAUCAGCACCUCGUUUGAUUGUUAUCCGGUCAUUCGAUGUGAACAAACCUGGUUGCGAAGUGGAUGAUCUGCAAGGUGGAGUAGCUGGAGGGAGCAUUUUGCGAGGGGUUCUAAAGGUUGGGCAAAAAAUAGAAAUUAGACCAGGUCUCGUUUCGAAAGAUUCAGAGACUGGAGGUGUUACCUGUAGACCCAUUAUUUCAUGUAUCGUGUCACUGUUCGCAGAGCAGAAUGAUCUUGCUUAUGCUGUUCCGGGAGGUUUAAUUGGAGUCGGGACGAAAAUCGAUCCACAGUUGUGUCGCGCUGAUCGUUUGGUCGGACAUGUUUUAGGACAGGUUGGUACCUUGCCUGAAAUAUAUGUGGAGUUGGAAAUAUCGUUCUUUCUUCUACGACGUUUGUUAGGUGUUCGCACAGAAGGGGACCAAAAAGGUGCUAAGGUUCAAAAGCUUUCUAAAAAUGAAGUUUUGAUGGUGAAUAUCGGGUCUCUUUCUAGUGGUGGAUGUGUUAUAGCUGUUAAAGGUGAUCUAGCUAAAAUACGACUAAAUAGUCCUGUCUGUACUCAGGUUGAUGAAAAAAUCGCACUAAGCAGGCGUGUUGAAAGACAUUGGCGUUUGAUAGGAUGGGGAGAAAUUCGACGUGGUGUCACAAUCCAACCUGUCCAGUGAAUAUCAACAAACUUCAUUUUGCAUAUGAAGAUGGAGAUCUAUACCUGUAUACGCUGAUUAUUAUCUUUUGUUGCCUUGUGUAAUUUAGGUUAUUGUCAAAACAAAUGUUUCUUAACUUGGA